Mya arenaria is the source of this 2048-nucleotide messenger RNA. Its product is annotated as 2-oxoglutarate and iron-dependent oxygenase domain-containing protein 3-like. Gene Ontology annotation, molecular function: iron ion binding; L-ascorbic acid binding; oxidoreductase activity, acting on paired donors, with incorporation or reduction of molecular oxygen. The transcript is spliced from 8 exons. Gene Ontology annotation, cellular component: membrane. The record is from RefSeq and is a predicted model, not a curated record. Bases 105 to 1034 code for a protein of 309 amino acids. Lineage: Eukaryota; Metazoa; Mollusca; Bivalvia; Myida; Myidae.
AUCUAUUACGGAAACCACGGAUUAUUACGGAAAUUAACGAUCGUGUCCGAUUAUUUGUAAACACACAUGUUAAUUGGGAAAUUACGUGGAACUUUCCUUUUGAAAUGACAACUCCUAAAGUACGAAAACAGAAACACCAGAAUAAUCUACCCAAGAAAGACAAGGACUCCAAAGUGCUUACAGCUCAAAACGGAGGCAUAGCCAGCUCAAAGUGGAAAUAUGUGGCGGCAGUACUGAGUGGGUUGACUCUUUUAGCGGCAGCUGUGUUGAAGCACCGGUAUGGAUCCCCUGGACAAACGACAUUUGCACGUGCUGAUGUGAAAACUGACGAGCUUGUCAACAGCGUUCCUUGUUCAUCGGAUUACCAAAAAGAUCCAUUUAAAGAAUGCAAGCCGAGUUUCUGCGGGCGGGUUGUACGGGAUAAUGUAGUGACGUCAGAGGAAGCGGAGCACCUGCUGGGUGUUGCAAAAAGGGGACUGGCCUACGGCGGCUCCAAUGGCGGGGCCUCUAUUCUUGAUCUUCACUCCGGGGCAUUGUCGAAGAACGACAAGUUUAUUAAUGUUUACAGUAUUUUACCGGACGGCGAAGGAUUCACAGAACAAGAUUUCAGCAUAUAUAGGCGGGUGAAGGACAAAAUCCACCGUGCCAUCGCCGAACAUUUCCACGUGCCAUUGACGUCACUCUUUUUGACGAAACCAACAUUUUUCUCACGCAUGAACACGAGCGAGGCGAAAACUAUGCACGAUGAAUACUGGCAUCCGCAUAUUGACAGGGUGACGUACGGCUCAUUCUUCUACACGUCGUUGCUCUAUCUGACGACGUACGGCACGGACUUCACGGGGGGACGUUUUAUUUUCACUGACCAGGGACACAAUAUGACAGUGGAGCCCAGAUUAGGUCGUGUGUCGUUUUUCACGUCUGGGUCAGAGAACGUGCAUUACGUCGAGAAGUUGACAUCCGGUGUGCGGUACGCAGUCACCAUCUCAUUCACGUGUGACCCCUCCAUGGCGAUAGCUGACCCUAACGUCAGAUAGCCCCGUCCACCGUCACAUGUCAUGUCGUGGAGUGCUGUGGAACUAUGGUGCCAUGGCAGUCAGUUAUUAAGGAAACAUUUCUGUCUGAUACGAAAAGAGCUUUACAUCUCCGUAGCAUACAUGAAUGUUUGUGUCAGUAACGUUACGUUAUUAUGCCCCCUUUUGAAAAAAGUGGGGUAUAUUGUUUUGCACAUGUCGGUCGGUCGGUCGGUCUGUCUGUCGGUCGGUCGGAAUACCAAAUGGUUUCCGAUCAAUAACUUGAGAACGCUUUGACCAAGGGACCUCAUACUUGGUAUGUGUAUUGGUCAUCACCAGCAGAUGAACCCUAUUGAUUUUGAGGUCAGUGGGUCAAAGGUCAAGGUCAGUGUGACCUUUACAUGAAAAACGGUUUCCGAUCAAUAACUUGAGAACGCUUUGACCCAGGGACCUCAUACUUGGUAGGUGUAUUGGUCAUGACCAGCAGAUGAACCCUAUUGAUUUUGAGGUCAGUGGGUCAAAGGUCAAGGUCAGUGUGACCUUAACAUGAAAAACGGUUUCCGAUCAAUAACUUGAGAACGCUUUGACCCAGGGACCUCAUACUAGGUAGGCUUAUUGGUCAUGACCAGCAGAUGAACCCUAUUGAUUUUGAGGUCAGUGGGUCAAAGGUCAAGGUCAGUGUGACUGUAAGCUGAAAAAAGGUUUUCUGAUUGUCCAUAUUUUAUUUAAGUGUCCAAAUCCUACUAACAAUUUGGCUCCCAAGGGGGCAUAAAUGUUUCACUAACAUCUCUUGUUUUUAAUGACUUUGUCGUAAAAUGUCAUAGUAAACAAAUAUUCUAUAAUUGUUGUUCAAGUAAUAUUUUAGCCAAUUUCAUGAUAACACCACUAUCUUUGAAAGCUGUAUUCGUACAUAUCCAUGCAGUAGUCAUGUAAAUGAAAAUCAGGCAAUGCUGACCGUAGUUUAUUAAUUAUCAUCACUGCAUUAUUUGUUCACAUUCCACAUUCAUUUCAUGUAUGUAAAUAAACUAUUGUUAUAUU